AUGACAAAACAAACCGCUCAAACGCUAUUGGCUCGCCAUGGAGAUCAUCACUACGCAAACAUCAAGUACGGCUAUGCGCUCCUGUUUAUGUCUGCGCUGUACGUGGUGUUCCGGUACGCGGCGCUAAGUUAUUACCACAAGUGCUGGAGUCGGUCAGGCAGAUCCACCACCAAACAGGGCCUUGUCAACGUGCCACUAGCAUACACCGUUUCCAUUCUUAGCGUGGUACUGCUGAUCCUGGAGUUCUUCAACCUGCACAUUGAGGAGUUCUCGAUCCAUCUGAAGCGGUUUGGUCGGCUGGCAUACGCCCUUACGCCGCUCGAUCUGUUUCUGGCUUUGCGUCCCAGCCCGCUCAGCAUCGACAACUAUCUGGACACUUUGCGGUUGCACAAGUGGGUGUCGCGGGUUAUUCUUGUGUUUGGGAUAUGCCACAGCGUGGGAUUUCUGCUGCGAUGGCUUGUUCUGGGCACUUUCUCGAAAACUUGGCGGCUGCUCAAUUUCUACGGCUUUGUCAUGUUUGUGCUGUUUGACGUGCUUCUUGGCGUGAACUGGCAGCGAAUCCGGUCGAUCAACUACACCUACUUCAUUGCUUUCCAUAACUUGGUGAUGUACACAUACCUAAUCCUGACGCAGCUGCACGCCCGUCCCGGAGUGACGUUAUUGUUUGUGCUCAACGUUGCCCUUGUGUUGUACCAGCACGGCUACAGACUGUUCACGACCAAGAGCGUCACUGUUGACAAGAUUUCAGAAAAAAGCGGCUCUGCAUUGCAAGUUGUCAAACUGCCACGAGCACUGCUUCCUGCGCAAUUUCUGCCAGGGUGCCAUCUACGAAUAACUCCGUAUGCAGUCUAUAACCCAUGUUUCUGGCUGCUUCCCUCGCAUCCCUAUACUGUGGCGUCAAUCCAGGAAGAGCGUUCGCAGUACGUCUCUCUGGUUGUGAAGAAAAACCGCUUUGCAUUGGAGCCGUACAGGCGGUACUCGUUGCAGCCGUUCUUCAAAUCUUCCCUAUCGCUAAAUUUCUUUCAGACCGCGGAAAGCGUCACCAUCGUAUCUGGAGGCUCUGGAAUCUCGCUCGGGUUGCCGCUUUUCAAUUAUUUCAAACGCAAAAUACAGCAUGAAAAAAAGGAUAUCAAGCUGCUAUGCGUCUGGCUUACGCCAAACGUGGGAGAUUUAUUUAUUCUGGAGCAACUAGAGGCAGCGGGACUGGAAGUGUACGUGACGCGUUCUAGCCACGAGGAGGAAGCGAUAGAGAUCUCCGAGGGCCUAGAGGCGUUCGAGCUACAGUCGCUGGACGACGACUUCCAGACAUACGAGGAGUCGAGUCAGGUGACACAAAGUACCGAAAUUACCGACGAAUUUGCCACUGUGGUAAAACACGGACGCCGGCCAAGCCUUGAAAAAAUUAUUGCGAAAAAUGUGAACCGCACCAUUGAUUACGCAAAUAAAUGGAUAGUGUCCUGCGGCCCCACCCAGCUCAAUAAAGAUUGUCAACACUUGGCGGAGAAGCUCAAGUGCCAAUUUUUUGGAGAAGAAUACGCCAUGUGA
Molecule: messenger RNA, 1545 nt
Organism: Ogataea angusta
Lineage: Eukaryota; Fungi; Ascomycota; Pichiomycetes; Pichiales; Pichiaceae
Exons: 1
Coding region: 1-1545 (514 amino acids)
Cellular component (GO): plasma membrane
Molecular function (GO): oxidoreductase activity
Source: RefSeq, a predicted model, not a curated record